AUGACUUCGCCUUCCUCGAUCGACAAUCUCCCCGUCGAACUGCUUUCUUAUAUCUUCAUUCUCGGAACAUACACAAGCUCUAACGAAAAGCGGUGGUACGAAUUCGGCGAGGAAUGGGAUAUCCAUCGCUUCCGCACCGACCUGCCAACUACAGUGGCCCAGGUUUGCAGACAUUGGCGUCAAGUCGCAUUGUCUACGCUGGAGUUGUGGACCAACAUCUGCGUAACAAAGGCAGAUAUUGUCAAGAGCGAUGAAGAUCCUCGCUAUUCAGCGGGACAGUGGCCUGGGGACGCUAGGUCACCCCAGUCAUCACCGAUAGACAUUCUCAUAGAUGCCAGGGACCCGCAAUGGGACUUCACGGAGCCCGAAGGGUCGGAGGACCAGCUCAAUUGGAAGUCCUUCUUACCUGUAGAUGCGCGAGGAUCCCUAGCGUAUCUCUUGAAAUACGUCUCCAGAUGGCGUUCACUCAUCAUCCUCAGCGAUAUAUACGCGCCCAUGCACGCUAUUCUCGACUGCUUGAGCAAGCCUCACUUCAUCCAAACGUAUUCAGGUGCUUCAAAUCUAUCGAUUAUCGUUGCUCCUCUUUUGGAGUCUCUUACAUUCAUGCGGUGCAAUGAGUACGCAUGUUACUCGCCGAUAUUCUAUCCGGAGAACAUGCGAGACCCGGCUCCAUUGCCACUCGUCAUCUCGCAGCAGGACGGGAAUCUAUUCUCGUGUAUACCGAGAUUAAAGCGACUGCUUUUAUCGGGAGUGCACUUAGACUGGUCUCGCCUGCCGCCGCCGCCCGACACCCAUAUCCCGUCCCCGUGUGCCGCCAUCAAGACCCUGGAACUAUCUUACCACUGUCGAGACGUCAUGCCGAAGCUCCACCAGUUCGUCCGACUGCUGGAAGCAUGCCCGCAGUUAUCCAAGCUCAUCUUACAAGCUAGCGGUCCAAUUUGGGACCCAGAAAAUAUCGAGGACUCGGACAUACUGGAAUCACGCACCGUAGCACUCAGUAAUCUGAGGACCCUAUGCGUCGGAUACGUGGACUCGCACGUCUCGAUGCAAGUGUUGAAGAUGCUCGUAGCAAGGGAACUCGAGAAUCUGGAGCUGGAGGACGCCGGCCAUCCUAUCAGUUCUGGCGAAGACGACGCGACAGACCUCAUAAACUGGCUCGGAGGUACCAGAGAUAAUGGGAGCCUUCGCACAGAUGCGAUACCCUUUCCAGCUCUUGAGCAGCUGAGAUUGCGUCGCCUUCAACUGCAGCAAUCCGAGCCGCUGGCAAAUCUUCUCUCAAAGUUGCGGAACCUGCAAGCCUUAUCUAUCGACACUAUGUCACUACCGGCGAUUCAGUCACUAAAGCCACGGUCCAGUCCUCCAGCGGAAUCCAGACAUAUUUGCCCGAACCUCAAGAGGCUUCAUGUCACAGGCAUUCAGGAGCAGCUUGACGUGGUGGAGGAGAUCCUCGCAGAUCGAACUGCCGAGGGGCUUUUCCUGGAAGAGACGCGAUUGGAACUGUUCGGGCAGGGUAGGGAUAUAGGACAGGAGUGGGAGGCAGAUAUGAUGGCCCUCAGCAUGAGUGUCGGCGGUGAUAUGGACGUUUUCUUUGAUUCUGUCGAUAUGGGCAGCAUGAUUCCGAGCGAUGAGGAUGAGGACGAAGACGAGGAUGACGGUGAGCACGCUGGAGAGAACGCGAAGUCGAUCAAACCAUGGAAUGUUUCUCAGUUUUUUGAUUCAUGCUUCGUUGAUAGGAUCCGAUAUGUCGAUAUAGUCGGUGUCGAUGUUGUGCGCUAGUACGGUCGUUCUUGUCAGGGGAUGUACCUGUAAGUGAUGCUGAGCGUCCAAUGUUAAUGUAUACCU
Messenger RNA from Gloeophyllum trabeum ATCC 11539, 1842 nucleotides. RefSeq lists its product as uncharacterized. Lineage: Eukaryota; Fungi; Basidiomycota; Agaricomycetes; Gloeophyllales; Gloeophyllaceae. The record is from RefSeq and is a predicted model, not a curated record. Gene Ontology annotation, molecular function: protein binding. Gene Ontology annotation, cellular component: SCF ubiquitin ligase complex. Gene Ontology annotation, biological process: SCF-dependent proteasomal ubiquitin-dependent protein catabolic process. The transcript has 3 exons. The coding region runs from base 1 to 1776 and encodes 591 amino acids.